Molecule: messenger RNA, 939 nt
Organism: Choloepus didactylus (southern two-toed sloth)
Lineage: Eukaryota; Metazoa; Chordata; Mammalia; Pilosa; Megalonychidae
Exons: 2
Coding region: 272-928 (218 amino acids)
Source: RefSeq, a predicted model, not a curated record
CUGCCUGGAUGGUUGUUGCCGAAUCACGAGUCAGUCCCCUUUCUUCCUUCCCUGCUUCCAGGCUGAGGUGGAGUGUGCACUUUCCACUUCAGACCCUCCAUCCCCGGGAUUGGAGCAGCGAGCUGUCUCCCCGCACAGCCACCAGAUCCCCCUGAGGGUCUGUCGUCUGAGAUCCCGAGGGGGUGCCCAGCAGGUCCACCUGGUGCUGGCUAAGCAGGGUCGUGCCUUAAGGAGGUGCAGCCUCGAGGCUGAGAACAGACACGGGGAGGACAUGGGAGUGGCUCCCGCCCCCAGCAUCGUCGCUGAAGUGGCACAAGCUGCCCCUCAAGGGCGCGGAGCUUGGGAGACAAGAAGAGGCUGGUUCUGGGGGCCUCUUCUCCUGCUGCCAUGCGUGGAGCGUCCAGAAGCCACCUCUCCACCUGGGCGAGGUGUUACCCUGUCUAGGCCGCUGUGCCCUCCUCACGGAGGGGCACGCCCCGGCCCCGUCACCAGGCUCUCCUCUGGUCCCUGUGGGGUGGGGGCACGUGAGCCCACCGGGAAUGGUGAUGGGCGUUUUCCCUCGCAGCGCUUCUGUCCCCAAGAGCUCCCACCUGCCAAGGGCCUCCCCUGUGGGGCCACGCUGGCCUCCCAUGUGCAGGACACCGCCCUGUGCCGGCAGAGCCCUCUCCAGCCCUCCCCUGCGUGGCCGGAGAUCACACCCCAUUCUUCCACUUGGGAGAUGUUCUGUGGGUCUGUGCACAGGAAAUGGGCGGUUCCGUUGAAGGAGUGGGCUCCCUGCUUCCCACUGAAGGAACCUCGGCUCCCUCAUGCGAGGACAAACGACCAUCCUGCGCGGUACCCGCCUUAUGGAUGUGUGCUCCUGAGCGUGACGCCGAAGGCCCCUCCCGGCUGCUCCCCAGACGGCCCUCGCUCCAGCCGCCUUUCCUAGUUCCUGAUGCA